UAAUUCUAGGCCAAUACUUUAGAUACAGAGUAAUAAUAUACAUAGAAUACAGAGAGAUAUGAAAAGACAACGAGAUCAUCAAGUAAUAAUGGAUAGUAAUAGCAUUGACUUGGCACAAUGUCUAAUGCUACUUUCUCAUCAAAACCCUAAAGAUCAAAGCAAAGUCCACCAUUAUCAUCGUCACCAGAAACAUUUUCACCCAACGGAAUUUGAGUGUAGCAUAUGCAACCGCAAAUUCUCUUCAUUUCAAGCCCUUGGUGGUCACAAAGCUAGCCACAAGAAACAAAAGAUGGAGAAGAAUAACAAAGAAGAAGCCACAACUACUCUCAGCUUAGGAGUAGGGAACAAUAAUAAUGUUUUUGUUAACAAACCCAAUAAAAUGCAUGAGUGUUCAAUUUGUGGUCAAAGAUUCUCUCAAGGGCAAGCACUUGGAGGGCACAUGAGAAAGCAUAGACUACUUGCCAAUCAAGAAACGUUUCUAAUUCCUUCUAUAAACGACGUCGUCCUGGGAAAAAUCCCACCAGUUCUAAAGAGAUCUAAUAGCUUCAGGGUUAUGAGUUUGGAUUUGAACCUAACACCUCUGCAGAAUGAUUUGAACGUAUUGUUUGGAAACAUGGCACCAAAAGUUGAUCCAAGCUGGGUUUGACUCUUAAUUUAUUUCUUGCAAUUAGCAAUUAACUUUGUCAA
Messenger RNA from Arachis ipaensis, 687 nucleotides. The record is from RefSeq and is a predicted model, not a curated record. NCBI's taxonomy places the organism in Eukaryota, Viridiplantae, Streptophyta, Magnoliopsida, Fabales, Fabaceae.